Solea solea (common sole) is the source of this 6631-nucleotide messenger RNA. Its product is annotated as F-BAR and double SH3 domains protein 2-like. NCBI's taxonomy places the organism in Eukaryota, Metazoa, Chordata, Actinopteri, Pleuronectiformes, Soleidae. Gene Ontology annotation, molecular function: protein binding. Gene Ontology annotation, cellular component: recycling endosome; neuromuscular junction. The transcript has 22 exons. Gene Ontology annotation, biological process: regulation of actin filament polymerization; neuromuscular synaptic transmission. The coding region runs from base 288 to 2666 and encodes 792 amino acids. The record is from RefSeq and is a predicted model, not a curated record.
CACAAGUGUGCUCAGUCACUGCUCUCAGCUCCAGCCUCUGCUCUCUCCAUAAACCAGCCAUUUAUCAUCAAUCAUGGCCGCCGGAGUACAAAUCUAACUCCCGUCUUCUUCCCUCCCUGUCGUCAGGAGGAGGGGAGGAUUUUUUUUUUUGGGGAUUAUUUGUAUUUGUUUGAGGAAACCAAAAAAAAACAAAACCCAUAAAGUCUCACACUGAUUUUGUCUCCUGCUCGUGGAAUUACAACACACAUCUCGCUAAGGGAAAAUACCAUUCAUGUCAAGCCUCCAAAAUGCAGCCGCCGCCGAGGAAGGUCAAAGUGACACAGGAGCUGAAAAACACGCACACAGAGCAGAUGACGAGACUGCACUUAAAACACCAGACUGAAUGUGACCUGCUGGAAGACAUGAGGAGCUACAGUCUAAAGAAGGGGCAACUGGAAAGGGACUAUGCACAGGCUCUGCAGAAGUUAGCAAGUCAGUACUUAAAGAGAGACUGGCCUGGAAUCAACCCCGAUGACCAGCGGACAGACUACAGGAACGUAUACGCAGUGUGGCGGUCCUAUUUAGAAGGUACUGUGCAGGUGAGCCAGUCCAGGCUCAACGUGUGUGACAACUACAAGAGUCAAGUGUCAGAUCCUGCAAAGACUGUUAGACUCUACAAGGAACAGCAACUCAAGAAGACCAUAGAUCAGUUGAGUGGCAUUCAGGCAGAGCUGCAAGAGUCGGUAAAGGAUUUGGCUAAAGCCAAGAAGAAGUACUACGACUGUGAACAGGUUGCCCACACUGUACGAGAGAAAGCCGACAUAGAGGCCAAGUCUAAACUGGGUCUUUUUCAGUCAAGAAUUAGUUUACAGAAAGCAAGCGUAAAGUUAAAAGCUAAGAGAAGUGACUGUAACUCCAAGGCGACACAAGCCAGGAAUGACUACUUGCUCACACUAGCCGCUGCCAACGCUCAUCAUGACCGCUAUUAUCAUACAGAUCUACUGCACUGCAUACAGGUCUUGGAUGGCAGAAUCUACGAGCAUGUGAAAGACUACCUGGUGUCAUUGUGUCAUACUGAAUUAGAGGCCUCCCAGGCUCCACACAGCACCUUCCAGUUCCUGUUGGACAAAUCCACCAGGUUAAUACAAGAGUUCAACCAGCAGUUGUUCAUGCAGGAGAAUCCAGUGUUUCACAAAGCACACGACUUCCAGUUCAAUCCUAGCGAAUAUGACACGACCGUGAGCUCGGUGGAGCAGUUGGUGGACAUUGAACCGUCGCCCGUCAGUGCCAUGAGAAUGACCCUGGCACAGAGUCGUCAGCUGGAGUCAGAGACGGGGACGACGGAGGAACACAGUCUGAACAAGGAGGCCAGGAAGUGGGCGACCCGAGUGGCCAGGGAGCACAAGAAUGUCAUUCAUUACAAGAGAUCUCUGGAGGAGUGUGAGAGCCAUGGCUUGCCGACCACAGAGCAAGGCAGACUAGACCUAGAGCUAAAGAUAGAAGAAACCAAAGAAAACAUCCGCAAAGCUGAGACAAUAAAAUUGAAAGCUGAAGCACGUUUGGACCUUCUGCGGCAAGUGGGAGUUUCUGUGGAUACUUGGCUGAAGAGCGCCAUGAACCAGGUAAUGGAGGAGCUGGAGAAUGAGCGUUGGGCCAGCUACACUUCCCAUGAUCCCUCACUGUCGGGCACAGUGGACUUGGAGCGUGAGGAAGGCGAGGAGUGUGAAGAGAAUAUGGAGGUCUUCGACGACAGCAGCUCCAGUCCCUCGGGAACCCUUCGGAACUACCCACUCACUUGCAAAGUCCUGUAUUCAUACAAGGCCUCUCAGCCGGACGAGUUAACUAUUGAUGAGCAGGAGAUGCUGGAGGUCAUCGAAGAUGGAGACAUGGAGGACUGGGUCAAGGCUCGUAAUAAGACGGGGCUCGUUGGCUACGUCCCAGAGAAAUACCUGCAGUUCCCGACUUCCAACAGUCUCCUGAGUAUGCUCCAGUCUCUGGCGACGCUCGACGCUCGAUCACACACCUCGUCCAAUUCAACUGAGCCAGAGCUGCACUCUGGCUGCAUCAAUGGAGACACAAACAUGGUUUAUGUCCGUGCACUUUAUGAUUAUGAGAGCCAGGCGGACGAGGAGCUCUCGUUCUCCGAGGGAGCCGUGAUUCGCCUGUUGAGUCGUGACACUCAGACGGACGACGGUUUCUGGGAGGGCGAGCUCAACGGACGGGUGGGCGUCUUCCCCUCUGUACUGGUAGAAGAUUUCACUGAAAAUGGGGAGACCAGAGGAGGAGGAGGAGGGAAGGGUGACAUACAGAUUUCUCCAUCAGUGAAGUUGCCGCCCUCGCUGCCUCCUCUUCCACUGUACGACCAACCUCCCAUCAGCCCUUUCACCAGCCCCGAGACCUCCACUCCACCUCCUCUCCCGCGUUCACCCUCUGCACUUAACGGGGAGCACAAGCCUCCACUGCCUGCAUCGUCACACAAGGGACCACUUUCCACUCACAAUCACAGCUCUGGCAGGAGUCCAGUGUCUCCGGGUUUUGCUCAGACUCAACCGCAGCGAUUCACCUCUGAAGGAGGCCCGGGGAAACUACGACCUGUGCGAGCUGCGCCUCCUCCACCUAAGCAGCACUCACGGAGGCAGCAGGAGAAGAACGACAAGACGGAGGAGGUGGAGAUCACGCUGGUGUGACUGACACACUGACAACAGACUUUUUCUACAGGCUGAGGAAACCGAACAGCUCUGAAGUAAAAAAAUGAGCUUUAAUAAACGACUGAUGUGAAGUAAAAACUGAACUGAACCACGGCGACCCCCUCCAGCGCCCGUCGUCCUCUUCCAGCGGAGGAGGAGGGGAAAAAACAGCAGAUAACGUAUUCAAUUAAAUAAUUGUAUUAGAUUCCUAAUCAAAUGCAGCAGUCUCGCAUCUCAUCGCCCCCCCCCCCCCCAUUCUUGCCUUAAAACUCCACCUUAAACUCACCUCAAACCAGAGCACAGUCAAAGCAGCAGCAGCAAGAAAAGGAAGAAUGUUUGGACGGGGCCAGUAUGAGACAUUGGCAAGUUUUCCUUUAUCUUGUAUCUUGUUUGGGAUAUCAUACAUCAUACAGUGUUUUGUUUUUCUCUCUGUGCAGGCUGAGUGUUCUGCCAAGUCUGAGAAAUUACUUUUUUUCUUCCUCUUGCUUACAAAUAAUCAUGAAGCAUGGGAAAGGUUUUGGAGCCCAAAAUCUGCCAAAAACUAUAGUGAAGGGUAACCAGACAAAUCAAAAAUAUAACUAGAUAAAUAACUUUUCCCCCCAGUUACUGCACAUUAGUAGGUGACAAUAAUUUACACGUACGAUUUAACUUUUUAAUCCUUUGUCUUUUGCACCUAUUUAUUCAUUUAGAGUACAUCGUCUCCCCACAAAAUAUACGUUUAGUUCAGCAGACGUCUCCAUUGUUCCACAAAUACGUGUAUAAUUAAUCAUAUAAUUAUGAUUAUUUUUGAUGUUCCCAAAUCUAUUAUAUAUAUGUGUAUAUAUAUAUAUAUAUAUAUAUAUAUAUAUAUAGUAUGAUGCAAAGGUCUCAGGCUAGAGCGGCAACUAACGAUUAUUUUCUCGAUUAAUCAAGUAAUGGUUCGGUCCAUAAAAUAUCAGAUCAGCAGUUAAAAAAUGUUGAUCGGUGUUUUUGAAACAUGUCUUGUUUUGUUCACAAACCAAAAUGAUUCAGUUUUAAUGAUUUCUUUGUUAUACGGAGCAAAGAAAACAGAAAAUAUUCACAUUUAAGAAGCGGAAACAAUCAGAGAUCUUGUUUUAAUAAUGAAAAAAGCUUCAAACCGAUUAAUCGAUGGUCAAAAUAGUUGACGAUUAAUUGAGUAAUCGAUUAAUAAUCGAGUAAUUGUUUCAGCUCUAUCUCAGGCCAACAUUAGAUUUGUUUUAGCUGUGCUAUAAUGACCAUACGCUGUCAUUUUUGUUGGAACACAUCCAGAGAAAUACAGGAAGCCGUUUUAAAAUGAGCCAUUUUUCCACCCAAAAAAACUUUUUUUGGGUUAAAGUGUGACCUACACUUACACUUUAAGUGUAGCAUCAACCUGGAGUGGAACCCUAAUUAAUGUUAUUUAGUUUGUCCUGCUAUUUUACUAUUACCCCAGGUGCAUUCAAGAGCAUGACAUGCACACUUCAGUCGCAUCAUUUCAAUCCAAAUGUCCAUGAUGACAGAAUUUGACAGACAUAAAAACAACAAAGGAGAAAGUCUCUGUGUGCUUAAAACAGCGAGGUAUCCUCAAUGAAUAAAUGUGUGCAAAUGAACAUAUUUGGAUAAAUUGGCGGUUUUCUUUUUGGUGGUAAAAAGAAGUUUUAAUUAAGUUGGGUUUUUUUUACACUUUUUUUUUUUUUACUCAAUUUUAUGUCAGUGUUUUAUGGCUCCAUAUACCAUCAUCAUGCUAGAUAAAAGGAAAUGAGUCCAAACUUGCCAUGAUUGAAGUGUUGUGGAGGUUGAAUUAGAUGGACAGAGAAACCGCGGUGUGUGUGUGUGUGUGUGUGCGCGCACAGAGUUCCCUCCCCUCCAGGCCUUCCCUCACCAUAUUAUAGUCCUUAUCAUCAUACAGUAUGUAUUCAAUGUGUAUUAGUACAGUACAUUACUGUUGUCAUAGGAAUGUUAUGCACAGUGUUUGAUAAAGACUUAACUCGGCUGAGCGCACGACCGCGUAGUGGAAGAUUUAUUCUCAUCUUGUGCCGGGAGAGAGAGAGAGCGUUGUAAAUACAGUAUGAACGAGACGUGGUGGGGGGUGGAAAGGAGAAAAGAGAAGGAGGGAAAAGGAGGCUGGAUCCUCCCUGCUCCCUCUUAUUUCCACCUCUCCUCCACUCUCCCGCUGCUAUCUCGUGUCUCUUCUGUCCGUAGCUUUCAUAGACACACACACACACAGUAUCGAACACACGAUGCUAUAUUAUAUUCUCUCUCUCUCUCUCUCUGUGGUUGUAUCGGACUGAUUUGGGACGAUGACAGUGGUGCGUUCAAAGGCACCGGAAUUGUUGGUAUUCACUUGUGGUGACAAUGAAAUGCGUUUUUAUUUGUAACAAUACAUGCACUAAAAUACUGUGGGUGGGAAGGAUUUUAUUAAUCACAUCAUGAGCUGUAUGACAGGUCAGAUCCCACAUUUACUUAUUUACCCGAAAGCAUACAUCUAUAUAUAUAUAUGUAUAUAUAUAUAUAUAUUAUAUAUAAUUUUUCGCUGACAUGCUCAUUAUAUUCAAGUAUUUUCCAUUUCAUCACAUCAUGGGAGUCUGACUGUUUUAAUGGACCAGAGAAAAGCAUUUUUUUCAACGUUUACCCUUAAUGUUUUUCCUGUUGUCUCACAUUUCAGUCUCAAUCUUCCUACGAGGACAUUUAUGUUGUGUUUUGUCUUUUUUAUAUCCCCCCCCCAUUCUCAAUUAACCUUCAAGCCUUUUUUUAACUCCUUGCCUUAAGGGCAGCGUAGCACUUUUAUUUAUUUAUACCUUCCCUGGAGAGUAGCAGCAUUGUCACAUAUCAGCAUUGAAAUGUAGAAAUAUGACUCAGAUGAAUGACUAUUAGUGACAGAGUCGUUCUUUUCAUUCUCAUGCUGUGGUGGGUCCUCUUUGUUUCAGUGUGACUGACAGUUUGUAUCUUUAGCUUGCCGCUCUUGUAAAGAGCUGGUGCGAUAAUUUGAUGUUUUCCUAUAAACAAUGAACAAAAAACAUGCAUUUGUUUGGUCUUUGGAAAGGCCUAAAUGUUUGAAAGUGAUAGGAGAGAGUGGGAAUUGUGAUCAAAUCUGUGUUUGACUCUCAGGAUGUGGCUUUUUUUUUUGUUUGUUUUUUUCUUGAUGGUGUGAUAGUUUCGGGGGAAACAUGAUGGUAAACGAAAAGUGUUUACUUUCUCUUGUUAAUGGUAUUUACCAAUUUCAUAGUUUCACAGUAAAUUUCCUGUCAUUGCUGAACUGGAAAGUAUUUUAAUUUCCCAUAAAUCUGCCACAGAACCACAAUGGAGGAUGGAAUAAGGACUGGUUUAAAGUGCGUAAUAUUAAUACGAUGUAGCGCUGGGACACAUCUUGGGGCUCUGACUUCAGAAAAAGUCAUAGAAUGACUGAAAAAUGUUUCUUUCCGAAGCUUGUGUAGCAUCCACACAUACCACAGUUCAGCAUGCUGGAAUGAGUUCCAACUCCCACGCUCCUCCGCUGUUGUAGGAACUGGCUUUGGUCAAGCUCGACCUCGACAACAGCCUCUCCUCGAUCUCUCUGAGAUCUUAUCUAUAUUGGUGUUCAAACUUGUUUUGAAGUUUAUGUCCCACUGAACCUCCCGCCACAAAUGCUCAAUCUGUCAAUUCCUCAUAGACAAAGUUGAUGACUUUUCAUUGCCAGUUUGAACACGAUUAUUUCCUCCCUUUGUGAUUCUCACAGUGUUGAAUUAUUUGAUACGAGCCUUUGCUUUUUUCUAUUUCUUUUUAAAGUAUUGUAUAAUUCUGCAUUUUUCAUCCUUGGAUUUGGAGCAGCAGCAUUGCUGCUGUUAUGAACCGUGUGGUGGAAAGACUGGCCUUCUCUCUUCUUUUUCUCUUCUCACAGACUGUUGCCAUGGUGACAAUAACGACAAAAGUAUCCGCAUAUUACUAUUGGCUGUACAAAAACAAAAAGUUUGUAUUUAUUGUGUACAAAUGUUAAAUAAUAAACAAAA